This is a messenger RNA of Talaromyces proteolyticus, 1384 nucleotides long. RefSeq lists its product as uncharacterized. Gene Ontology annotation, biological process: autophagosome assembly. The transcript is spliced from 7 exons. Bases 80 to 1297 code for a protein of 405 amino acids. Lineage: Eukaryota; Fungi; Ascomycota; Eurotiomycetes; Eurotiales; Trichocomaceae. Gene Ontology annotation, cellular component: phagophore assembly site. The record is from RefSeq and is a predicted model, not a curated record.
UUGCAUCUUGAACAUCGUCUUGAACAUCACAGCUCUGGACUUGUACGGUAACCGCGCAAUAUUGUAUCUUUGUAUCAGCAUGGCGCCGCUAGUUUCGACUCCCGACGUCCAGUACACCGUCUUCGUGCGGCUGCCAUUUCCUCGGGGCGACUUCAUCGAUCCUCCACCUGCGAACUGGAAUGCUGUCAAAGACCGUGCUUUGUGGGAGAUUCUCUCUCGGCCUGCAAGGGAUGAUAUAGACUGGAAAGCAAUUGCCGAUGAUUUUGAUGUCACACUCUCCUUCCUCCUCCAGCAAGCAGCAUGGCUUUACGACCGCCAACUCUCGCAAGUACGAGCCCAGAUGCGCAAGGUUGGCAAUACACAGUCCUCGCCGUCACCCGCGCUUGGCUCAGUAUCUGGAAGUGACGCGCUGGGAGGGCAGGCGAUGAGACGGGCUGGCAGCGGAGGCUCGCGCGUCCCUUCACGACUAUCAGCCCUGCAGAAAGAAAUCCAGCCGAUGCGGCCAGAGAGUUCAUCGUCCACGACUACUAAGGAUAAAUCAUCCUCGGUUCGGACAAGCUCUUCAAACACCGUCAUGCAGACACAAAUCACGCCCGAGCAACCCAUAGAAUACCCAGUCGGGCCUUCAACUAGACGUCCAGCGUCAACUCGAGAGCGACCAACAUUGACUGUUUUCCAGAAAGCCCCGGAAGUCGAGGAAGAGAGCCAAUCCCCGCCACUAUCGUCAGACGAGUCGGAUAGCGAAUCCGAUUCAGACGACGAUGCCCCAAGUCGGAGGAUGCCGGGGGUUCGCCGGUUCGGAAAUUUCUCAGUCCACAAACCUGGCCUGAGGGACGACGACGGCGAUGAUGAGGAUGAAUCGCCCGCUUUCCUUCCUCUCUCGCAUGGCACACCAUCAGCCACUCAGCACAUGACUUCAACCCUUCGCCAGGAAAGCCGGGCCUUUGAAGGGCAGAGACGACAAUUGACCGGGCAUUCUCCAUCCCACAGACGCGAGCUCGCGAGUCUAGACAGCUCCGCCAGCUCCGGCGCCGCUGGUGGCAGCCCACAGCGGCCUUCUGCACCACUUAGCCCGCGACGAGUUGCGAAUCUGUCUCGUCAAGACUCGACGCGGGCGGGUUCGGCGAACCAGAGCAGCGAGGAAACACCAAGCAUGGGCAGUAGUUUUAGUGAUUUGGAUGAUGCCAGCGUUACACAGUCGGCGCUCGAGGAAGCUCUGUUGAGUAAUAUGCAGCAUGGGGGGAUGGCGAGUCGGAUGAGCAAUUUCAGCCAGGCUCUACGUAGCAAGUAUUUAUAGUCUCGACACUAUCAACUAAUAUAUAUAUAUAUACACAAUUGGUGAAUUAUAGAAUUAACAAUUACAGCAUUAGCAUUCAAGCACCCC